AUUGUUGUUUUGUUUAUAUUUCGAUGAUGAGAUCUGAUUUUGUGCAAAUUCGAUUAUUUUUCAAUAGCAGAGAGUGCAGCUUAGAUUUUAUCGUUUAAUACUAUUCAAUUAGUUUGAAAUAAAUUAUAAUCUUAGUCAUAUCAUUCGAAAAAUUUGUUUCAUUUUGAAAAAUGUAAUCAAAAAAUUCGAUUGGUUCGACUCCCACUCAUCAUCUGGAUACACACACACACGCACACACAUACACAUACGCCUCACUGCCCCGAAUGGUCUAGGAAAAAUGUUUGAUUUUGAUGUUUGAAUUAGAAGUGGUGAGUGUUUUAAAGUACGAUUAUUUUUAAAUAAUUAAUUAUUUAUUCAAGUGUGAAGCAGCGGUACUCUUCCACAGUAGCAUUUAGAAAAGCAUGACGUUCCUUUUCAAAUACCACAGUCCAUUUUCUUGAUGGUAAUUGAACACCUAGAAUCAGUGAUAUGUCUUCUGAUAAAAGAAAGGAAGUCAAUGAGAAACACGAUACGCCAGAUAGUACUACGAAAGAACGUCUUAGUUUUUACGAAGGCGAAGAUAUCCUCGUAUCACAAGCAGAUGGUACUUUUCAUUUCGGCAUUAUCGCAGAAAUAUGCGUUUCAAGUAAAAAAUGUUUAGUGAAAUUUGGCGAUGGAACAGAAUCCUGGUCACAUUUCAGAGACCUUACGCCUCUCAAUAUACCAGAAACCGAAGAGUGUUCAGUCGUUUGCGUUACAUGUAAACGUUCGCAAACUAAGAAAAAUAACGUUAUAGUUGUAUGUGAAAAAUGUGGUCGAGGGUAUCAUCAGGAAUGUUAUAAGCCGGUUAUCCAGUCGGUCAAAGUUGAUUGGAAAUGUAAACGUUGUGAUCGAAGUAAUAAAAACUGCCAAUCUGUAACGAAAAAGACUGUUAUCGAAGACUUACCCUAUGACACUACAACGAAUAACUCGUCAAAUUCGGACGCUCAUUUGGCCGACUUACCGCCUACUCCGCCAUCCUCGGUAUCGGCUCCAGAAACACCUCAGCCAUCCAUAGUAAAUGGCGAACCGCCUACGUCACCGAUCGAGGAUCGCUGCUGCGAUUUCAACGAAACAUCCACACCGAAUAAUCAAACCGCCGUCAACGGUGUCGUCAACGGUGCUGAAACAUCGCCCUCCUGUCGAUGUUUAAACCUAGAUAAUUUACUUUCAUCGCGUACUAGAAAAGCCAAAAGUCAACCGUCGAUCAGCCUCCCGUUACAGUUAAACGCUGUGAUAACCGAUCCGGUGAUUAGACCGACCAAACGUCGACUCAGUGAAAAAGACCUAUGUGUUAAGACUAACGGAGAAAUACGCGUUAAACGUCGUCGAAUUAAUCGACUCAAUGGUCUUGCAGCCAAUCUGCGACCCAGCGUUAAUAAAGCGUUGGCAGCGGCCGUAGUGGCUGCAGCGGCCAGACCAUCGACGACGUGUUCGACGCCUGUAAAAAUAGUUCCCAAUGGAUCGACGACGGCCGAUCUGAAGAGUGUAGUUUAUGGAUAUUAUAACGACGAGACUAAAAGUGACGCCGAAACAAAAUUAGACAAGGUUAGAGCCGGAGAAGAAUUCAGAAUUUGUGGUAAAAGACAAACACUAGAUGGGAAAGUAGAGUAUCUUAUUGACUGGGUGAAAUGUACGAAACCUCUUUGAUAUCGGAGCAUUUUUGUUCUCCUUUGUUGUAUAAGUGUCGCGUGUAGAAUGUUCUUACUA
Messenger RNA from Planococcus citri (citrus mealybug), 1728 nucleotides. RefSeq lists its product as uncharacterized. The record is from RefSeq and is a predicted model, not a curated record. The transcript is spliced from 6 exons. NCBI's taxonomy places the organism in Eukaryota, Metazoa, Arthropoda, Insecta, Hemiptera, Pseudococcidae. The coding region runs from base 469 to 1668 and encodes 399 amino acids.